AUGACGAAGCACGGCAUUCCUCUCAACACUCUCAAGGAGUGUCUCCAGUUCCUGCUGUGGUUGAAUAGUAGGAAAGAUGUGCAAAAACAGGUGGCCGAUGUGCUGGUUAAUCGUUAUGGAAAUUCUUAUAACCAUAUUUCGUUUACGGGCAAGCUGCCAGCUGAUGUCUCCAAAUUCCUCGAACACGUGUCCACGUUUUAUGAGAAAUUAGUAGCUACACCAAUUAAGGAAAGAUAUAUCGAUCCACAAGCAAAAGAUGUCACCGAAGCCCUCCUCGACUGCAUUCCCAAGUUCCUCGCCGCUUUGUAUUUUUUGCUCUACAACGUGGAUUAUAGAUUCGAUGCAGUGGGAGGAGGGAAGUGGAAGUACAAUUAUCCUGGGUGGGAGCCUACUUGGUCGAGACACUUUUGGCAGAAAGAGUAUGGAGGUGGGCUGCAGGAUUAUCUCAGGGUGUCACUGAGCGAUAAGUACGGUGACCUCAUACCUGGUGGAUUCGGCCCAGAAGAGGUGACGUAUGGUUAUGACUAUGGUUCUCGCUAUGGCUAUCCAUACGGUGAGGAUAUGACUAAGGACAUCGAAAAAAUGCUGGGCAAAAAUACCGACAACAAUUAUUUCCGGGACGUAUUUUUUACAACAGUCAUUUCUAAAUCCGGCUUACAGAAAUCGAACACUGCGAACGUGCUUGCAUUGGUGAAAACGUUUUGCGAGAUUGUCGCUGCGGAGGAAAAGAAACUAAAUGGUGAAAAGUUUAAGACGCAUUUGGAAAAAGGCAUGCAGAACAAACGCAUUUGUUGGCCUAAUUUAGUAGCCCAUUGCUCCAAACUUCAAUCACAACUUGGCAAGUUGUUCAAUGAGAAAGCCUUUUCCUUCACUGGCCAGGCGCGGACUGUCGACCAGCUUAACACUGAGAGAUUUGCGGGGGAGACAGCGGUAUGGUUGCGAAGAAAUUUGCGCAAUGUUAAACAGAAUGUACAACAAAUAAAUAAAAGGUUCCCAGUCGACAACACUCGACAUUUGAAUUAUCUUCAGCAAUUUGCAACCAAAAACAUAUUCCCCUACGGUUUUAUAUUUGGUAAAGACAGAUAUGGAACGCUGGGAGACGCGUGGAAGACGUUGUCAGAUCAUUGGCCCGGUGUCAUAGAUAUGCUUGGCAAAAAUGGUGGCGGCUUAGCGGAGUUAAAAAGAAUUCUGGAUGGUGGACGGUGCCGUCCGCCGGCUCCCCCUCCAAAACCACGACCUAGGCCGGCGCCUGCGCCCAGGCCUUCGAGGACUGCACUACCACCAGGGAUCCCCAGAACUUCGGGUGUAAGGACAACCGGUCCAAGAAAUGUUGGAGGUUGGUUGUCUAGUGGGAGUCAGGGUUCUGGUGCUAGAGGAGGGGGAGGGUCUAACCAUAGAAGAGGGGGCCCAAAUAGGGGAGGAAGAUCGGGGGCUCAGAGAGGCAGAGGACAAGGUCCGGGACCUGGAGGGGCUCGAGGUGCCAGGGGCACACAGAGGAGCAGUAGUCCAGGGCAUACGAUGUCUGCUCAGUCUCCACACUUACAAUCUCAAGAUGAUCUCCAGUCUGGUCCUCCCCCGCCUCCUCCCCCCAGUGCUCCUGGAGGCCUUGGCCACACUGGUCAGUCGAAUGGCACGGUUCAGGGUUCACCGGGCGGUGACGGUCAAGGUGCUCAGCCUGGUGGAUCUCCAGUUACAAGUCCUACUCAGCCUACAAGUGCUUCAGAUUCACAACCUGGACCAACUGGUGGCCAGGGGUCUGGUCGACAUGAUAGUGGAGUGGCUGGGCAAGAUGUUGGUCAAGCCUCCGGUAAAACUCCAAGCAGCGUCGCUACUCCGUCGGAUGCCAUGGCGGCUGGUGCAGGUGGAGGGGGCAGAGAUCCGCAGUCUCAAGUUAUUGAUAAAAAGGAUUCACAAAACUGUCCUGCGGGUGCUACAGAAGUUACCGCAGUUAAUUCUCAAGGUUACAUUUGCUGGCCGCCGCCACCGUCCAUGAAAACUCCUGCCAGAAUCAUACCUUAUGACCAGAGGCCUUCGUCUUUGAUCUUGAAAAAACUGAAUGACCAAGAGUCAAACGCCCUAAAAGAAGAAGAAAAGGAGAAGCACAAACAGCAUGCCAUAAAUGUCGCUUUUGCCAACUCUUUCAACGGGUCGAAAAUAACUCCUCCGGACCCAAUUGAAUACUACUACGGCGGGCUGACAGGGAAUGUUGUGAGAGAUGACUCAGGCGUUAUACGGCAAAAAUCAUUUCUUGAAAAGUCUUUAGAUGCCAGUAAACAAAUAUUCGAGGAGAGCAAAUCAAAACUUCAGGCGCUGGAUAAUGAUAGAAAGCGUUCGAUGUAUUUUGGCGGCGGUGGUGUCGACAUUAGGAUUCCAAAUAAACCGCUUAAUGUGUCCUUUGAAAUCACAAAGCCUCUAGACCGUAAUGCAGACAAAUUUCCGGAUCCAUUACUGACCGCUCUUCACGAUCCAGAAGAAUUCGGCCUUGGAGGGGAAGAAGUGUACGCUGAGGAUUAUCCACUUGUGUCUGGAAUUCAGGAUCUCCGCCAAAAAUUAUACGAAAAACAAAAGGUGGAGGUUGAAAAGCUUAAUAGGGUGCUAGAAGAGGGAGAAGAGAAGAGAAAGGAAGCUGAAGCACAAUAUGCAUUCGACCAGUUUAAAGGUAAAAAUGAUUUUCUUAAAGAUCUUUGGAAAGUUGAAGAUUUCAGAAUCUCUGGUCCGCCGUCGCCCCAAACUGAUGAACAAAAAAUUGAUCUCCGCAUCGACGUCCCCAAGCCCAUUCUUCAAGACCCUGUCCACGACUUUGACUUCGAUGAAGACUCGACGCAUAUAAAUGAUGAUGCACUGUCCAACAGUGUCGCUCCAUACAAACCUGCCAUCUCAUUAAAUGUUCUACCUCCAAAGGCCAAGCAGUUACCGCCGCCAACAACAGACUUCGACAGAAGUAAAAUAAAUCGACAAACUCUACCAAUGUGUAUACCGGAUUGGUCUACUAAGACGCCAACACAUGACGCCACCGACAUCCCCGAGACGGAGCUGUUCCCCUCCGAGGCGCCGCGUACAGUCAGGGAGAUGCUUGUUUGGAUGGCCGGACUGCGACACCCGAGGCACCAAGAGACUCUGAAACUGUGUAUUACUAACGCUUUCAAGCGCGGCGAUGAUGACCCUUCAGAUCUCCGACUCUCAAUCUUAAAACUUGCCGCCGUGUUCGCGUCUUCAGUGCUCAAUUCCAUCGCGCCUAAGUGGAGGAUGGCGGUGCCGUCUGUAACUUCAGCGUCUAAGGACCCUGAUUGCUGCGCCCUCCUCUGCCAGCUGCGGGACUACGUCUACGCCUGCUGCCACCAGUUGGCGUUCUUAAAAUUGCAGUGUUCUCGGGAGCAGUCACAGGGUGGUUGGCAGGAUUGUCAUUAUGGCAGGAAUGUAUCAUCCCCCAACUCCCCUAUCCAGGCCUUCCUGACUGACGCCUCCACAUCCAAGUUCGAGACACAUCCCUUCGACCCGCGCAACAUCUGCCGCAAGAGCCGUGUCAACAUGGGAUUCACAAAGGAGGAUUUGCCUGCAACUCACGAAACUGGCAAGCAUAUUUCCACCAUCCUCUCUCCCACCUGCGGCGGGGAGGAUCCCCUGCUGACUUUGUCCUCCUACCUCAACUGCCUCACCAGGCGGACGCCGCGCACCACCGGGGAGCUUGUUUCUUUCUUCCACAAUUUCGGGAAUGAGAUGCAUUCCUCAUCUUCACAGUUGUCUCCACUGGGCUCCGCCCUCUCCGAGCCACAUGGCCACUGCCCCAAGUGGGACCGUCUAGAGGACGCCGACUUCAAUGCCGUCAAGGGCGUACGGGGCUCCGCCACUCCCAGCUCCAUCCACUCCAAGGACCAUCCCAAGACCCUGUCCACGCUGCUUGGAUGCGGCAUCACCAAUGUGCAGUGCCCACAACUGAUGACGCCCAUCACCUACCGGGCCUACGCCCUCUACUCCCCGAGCUUCGCCCACGACUACCUCAGCUGGGUGGUAUACCUACCCGACAGACUUUGGGAGUCGUUGGACAGACUGAGCAGAGACAUGAAGAAGCAUGAUAGCGUAAAGUGUGCAUCCCUUCAUAACUGCGCCGACGCUCUGCCCCUCCUCUACUCUCACGGGUUCGCGCCACCUUACGGGACUCUGCAGCCGUCACUCACGUGUUCCAAGGUCAUCGCCAAGCUGGGGGAAGUGGUCUCCGGACAGCCUAUCGCAAGCCUCAUGACCGCCAUGGACACAUUUCUCUACGGCAUCCGCAUGCCAUUCCUCUUCUGCCUCGUCACACUCUGGCUCACCGCCACGGUCUACAUCCUCCACUCACUCCUCUACCGCAUGGACGUCCUCCGCAUCCGCUCCCACCUCCUCACCACCAGGGCCUCACACCUCAUCGACGUUAAGGCGCUGCUCGCCGGCAGCCGCAGGAUGCUCUCACUCUACAAGGACGUCGACUACUUCGACGACGACUUCCACUCGUGA
Babesia ovata is the source of this 4491-nucleotide messenger RNA. Its product is annotated as Ribosome-binding protein 1. NCBI's taxonomy places the organism in Eukaryota, Apicomplexa, Aconoidasida, Piroplasmida, Babesiidae. The transcript has 3 exons. The record is from RefSeq and is a predicted model, not a curated record. Bases 1 to 4491 code for a protein of 1496 amino acids.